CAUCACGAGGUGAGCUUGGUGUGGGGCCGGCCGCUUUGUGCUUUUUUUGGCCUUCUGGGUCUACGCAGUCACGAGUCAUCUCGAGAACUCUGAUGAGCUCGACAACCAUCAGCACCGUACGCUUGUGACUCAUCCAAUUCUUGAUUCCGACAUUCCCUUGGCGACCUCACACACAGCACGAUCACCAUCUUGUCAGGACAGCAGCAGUUGUUGACCUUCAUCACCAUCUCGACAGACCCUUCAGCUUGCACAGCACAAUCACUCUCCCCGAGUAUCUUCGCCUCGCUCCUCGUCCCACCUUGCCUGUUUGCGACUAGACAGCAAAGCUCUCGCAUCGCCCAUCAAAGCACCUCUCACGCUCGAGGGAGAUUGCAGCUGCAUAGAGAUAGAGUCGCGGCAACAAUGCGGGAAGCAGCAGCACCUCUUUUAGAGCUCUUGAAGCAUGGAUCAUCGCACUCGACCCCGCAAACACCUCCGGGCGACGGGCUUACAGCCGAACAGUGGUCGAGCGUUAUAGGCUGGAUAUCUGUUGCGUGUUGGGUGAUCGUCUACAGUCCUCAAUUGUGGGAAAAUUACGUGUUGAAGUCGGGAGAAGGACUCUCAGUCGCUUUUCUCGCCAUUUGGCUGCUGGGCGAUGCGCUCAAUUUUGUGGGAGCUUGGAGGCAGGGAUUGCUGGUCACCAUGGUCGUGCUGGCGGGAUACUACUGUCUAUGCGACAUCGCUUUGAUAGGACAAUAUUACUGGUACAAAAAGUAUCACGACUUUUACCAUCCACCCGUCGGCUCUCUUGCGCACGAGACUACGCCGCUCGUGUCGAACCUCGCAUCUCCCGCACGAGCCAGCGCCUCGUCCAUCUCGGUAGCGACGAUCGGCCCAGUGCCGUGUAAACAGCCAAAGCAGACGAGUUGGCAAAGAGAGGCUCUGAAGUACUUUUUCGCAGUAGCUGUGGUUAUCGCUACGGGAGUCAUUGCUUGGCUCGUGGCCGAUAGAUAUCCUCAGGAUGACGGAGGACAUCAUGGUGGAGAUCACAAGAGCCCAGACGAUAAGCCAGGUUUGGUAUGGGACGCGCAGGUGUCGGGCUGGGCGAGCGCUGCGCUGUAUCUCUUUUCACGAGUUCCGCAACUCAAGAAGAAUUUGACCACAAAGUGCGAAGGUCUCAGCCUCGAGCUUUUCGUCUUUGCAGUGGCAGGAAAUUCUACAUAUGUCCUGUCCGUGCUGGUCAAGUCCCUCGAUCGAGAAUACCUGCUCGAAAAUUCGAGCUGGAUCGUGGGCAGUCUAGGCACAAUUCUCCUAGACUUUUGCGUGUUGGGUCAGUUCAUCUACUAUAGAAAGGAUAGAGAAGAAGCGAGGUUAUUGGCUGCUGCUGCUACUUCGGGUUAUUCUCAACAUAGACCUUCCGCCGGCGCUGGGCUGAGCGAUUCGGAGCGACGUCAGGAUGUAUCUAGCGAAGCAUGAGACAAGAGGAGGCCGCUUCAUCUGGAUCAGUAUGGAGCGCUUACGGGUAUUCAUCUAAGUUGACUUUGCCAGGGAGGUACGCGUGUCCUAUGCAUUGUAUCAGCAAAUUUUGUUUUCCCUACAAUAGCAAGCUCUGCCCCAAUCGCAUCAUUCUACCGCC
This is a messenger RNA of Ceraceosorus guamensis, 1615 nucleotides long. Its product is annotated as PQ-loop-domain-containing protein. The record is from RefSeq and is a predicted model, not a curated record. Lineage: Eukaryota; Fungi; Basidiomycota; Exobasidiomycetes; Ceraceosorales; Ceraceosoraceae. The transcript is spliced from 8 exons. Gene Ontology annotation, cellular component: fungal-type vacuole membrane. Gene Ontology annotation, biological process: basic amino acid transmembrane export from vacuole. Bases 403 to 1455 code for a protein of 350 amino acids.